Messenger RNA from Acanthopagrus latus (yellowfin seabream), 2953 nucleotides. Its product is annotated as zinc finger protein 93-like. The transcript is spliced from 7 exons. Gene Ontology annotation, biological process: regulation of transcription by RNA polymerase II. Bases 115 to 2850 code for a protein of 911 amino acids. Gene Ontology annotation, molecular function: DNA-binding transcription factor activity, RNA polymerase II-specific; RNA polymerase II transcription regulatory region sequence-specific DNA binding. The record is from RefSeq and is a predicted model, not a curated record. Gene Ontology annotation, cellular component: nucleus. Lineage: Eukaryota; Metazoa; Chordata; Actinopteri; Spariformes; Sparidae.
AAUGUGUCCCCGGAACGCUAUGAGUGAUUCUACGCUGUUUGGCUAAAACUGCACGUUCUUCGAUUGUUACCGUUUCUCCUGCUGUCAGGAGAACAUAACGGGCGAAGCCGAAAUAUGCAUCGCGUUUCUGAGAAGACAGAUCCCCCCCUGCCCCUGUCCUGUCUGCGCCUCCUGGUCCCACCACUCCGGCUGGUCUCUGCAGUAAUCUGGGAAACUGUCCGGCAGAAAGUUGUGGCCAAUUACGGACUGCUGGAUGACUUUGUGAAGGCAGUCACCGAGAUUGUCCCAGAGCUGCUUAAUCGCAGACAAAGGUGUUUGCUUAGGCUCGGUCUCCGGGCUCAGCUUGCGCUGGAGUUGUGUCGCUCAGAGCAGACAAUAGACCUUGAGACCAUUCAGCCACACCUGGAUAUAGUAACUUCACUGUGGAAAACAGAGAUAAGCGAUUCAUUUGAUGGCUCGCCUGCAUUAAACCUCCUUGGUCUGAUCAACACCUUAAUUAAAGACCAGGGGGAGAGGCAGAACUUCUUUCAGGAUGUUUUCCCUGCAAGAUUUGGAGACAAGUACUGUGAAGAUAUACAGAUGCUUGUGGAGAUACUCCUCUCGCAGCUUGACAAGUUACUCACUGUACCAAAUCUUAAAGAGGUUGCCUUUAUGCUCAACGAUGUGCCUUCACUUCUGUCUGAAUAUAUGAAGUGCUUCUGUCAAUCUGAGGAACUUAAAUGUCUUCUGGAGUAUCAAAGAGAUCUCAGUCAACUAAAUGAAAAUGAUAAUCCAACAGUUGGCGCCAGUAUUCGUUCAGCGCUCUGUGUGCCACCUCUGACCGCAGCCUUGACAGAACAAGAGGAAACACCAUUAGAAGCUAAGGUGUUAACUGAUUACAUGGACGCAUUCAAUAAAGAACUGACAGGGGAGACUCAUACACUUGGAAAUGGUGCAGAUCACGUAAAAAUCGAAAGUGACAACCCAAAAAGGGAGGAGACAGUGACCAGAGGUUUGAAGAAUCAGUCCUACGUUAGCAGUGAAGAUGGAGGAGAAGAGUACUCUGUACAACAUGUUGAGUCUUUGGAUGGGGAGAAGAUGAGUGUAGAUUCUUGUGCUGUUGAGGUCCAAGUAGGUUAUAAUGUUGAAAUUCUUGCCGAGGAGACUCUUACCACAGAGAAAAAGGCUUCUAUUGAAGGUUCAGUGAUGGAUAUCAGAAAGGAUGAGCGGGUUCAGACAUUAGUCAGAACCACAGAUGAAAGUGAUGACAAAAUCAUGAGCCAUAGUGAGACCCAAAACUGUGCAAGAGAAGAAAGCAUGGAGGUCAGUGCCAGCACAACCCGUACCGUACUGCCACCUGUACUGUAUGCACCUGUUGCGAUCGCUUCCAAAAGACCAGUCAGACAACACCACAAAAAUGUUUCGAUAACACCCAAAGAUGAGCGUUCAAAGAGAUGUCCUAGAGGUCUGUCAACGAGCAAGACUUGUCCCACAUGUGGUAAGACAUACAGUCGUGCGUCAGACAUGAGAAGGCAUCAGAUAACCCACACAGGAGAGCGGCCUUUCCAGUGUUCGCAGUGCAAGAAGUGCUUUCAGUUCCAGUACGACCUGAGGAGACAUGAGUUAAAUGUGUGUCGAAUCACCGCGCCACAGCCUCAGAUCUGGUCCUCUGAGGUACCCGAAGACAAAAGCGCUCCGGACCUGAAGCAAAGGGAAGUUGGCGGCAAACUCCGAACGCCUUCUUUGGACGUUACAACUCACGAAAAGGAGUGUCUCGUUAAUCAGAAACAAGUGGAGCUUCCUUCUGAAAAGGGGGUGCCACUUCCCACUCAGCAAGAUCUCCAGAUAAAGGAUCCGGGCCAGGAACUUCACCUGGUUGAUCAGAUGGGAAAUCAGAAAUAUAAGGGUUUUAAAUUGACAAAGACACAUAAACACAAUCCUUCCGAUCCCUCACUAUAUUGUAUGGAAUGCAACAAGUCCUUCCCGAACACAUCAACACUUAAAACACACAAUCUUAGACACAUGCCUCGUCUGUGCACCAAGUGCGGCGAGAGCUUCAGAGGUUUCUUAGACCUUAGCCACCACUAUGUGGAAGUGCAUGAUUUCAAAGGGCCUUUUCCCUGCACUUCGUGCAAACGAACUUACACAGAUCUGAGAGGUCUGAUCAGGCACGAGAGGUUCCACGCAGGCGAUCUACCUUUCAAAUGCCCCAAGUGUCCAAAAGCGUUCACUUACGCAUCUGCUCUGGCGCUUCAUGACCGAACUCACACAAAAGAAGCGGCGUGCCUCUGCUGGGACUGCGGCAAAGGCUGCAAGUCGAACGCUGCCCUGAGAAUCCACCGGCUGUGUUGUCACUGCAGCGUCGACGAGAAGCGCUUCUGCUGCGAGCACUGCGGGAAAGCUUACGCGCUUAAAAGAAGCUUGGACCUCCACGUGGCAAAGCUGCACACCGGUGUGCGCCACCCAUGCGCCCGCUGCGGCAAACUGUUCCGGAGCGCGAGCUCUUUGACGAGACACCAUCUGACCCACACGGAGGAAAGGCCGUACUCAUGCAGCGAGUGCCGCAAGAGUUUCAGAUCAUCUUCGGAGCUGAAGAUACACACCCGCUAUCACACGGGCGAAAGGCCGUUCAAGUGUCAAGAAUGUGGCAAGGGCUUUGUGCAGUCUUACUACCUCACUGCGCACAUGAGGAUGCAUACGGGGGAAAAGCCGUAUAAAUGUCCAGCGUGUGAGAAAUAUUUUAAAACCUCAGGUAUUUUAAAGAGACACCAAAUGAGCCACACGGGAGAAAAGCCCCACAGGUGUUCAGUCUGUGGAAUGGCCUUCAGUCGGACUGAGCUCGUAAAAGCUCAUGUAAGGAAAUGUCAUUAAAUUUAUGCAAUUUAUUAAUGUAUGCAAAGAAAAAAAAAUCAUGUUUUAUUUGACUGUGUAUGUGAGGUCCAAUUUGCAUUUCAAUAUAAGGUCAUAUCCUGAA